AUGUCACCAAACAAUUUGACAAAUAGUGAAUCAAAACAACAGAAACAUUCACUACCUAGAAGUUUUUUAGACUUGUUAGUUGUAGAAAAGCCUCUAACAUAUAAAUUUAAGAAAUAUAAAUUUUGUAAAGUAAGAAGUGAAAAUAUGGGAUAUGAGAUUGAUGACCAAACAAAAUUUAGGAAUACUACUGCAUAUGCACGGCCUCACAAUACAGUAAUCAAAAGUAUUUCUGGGUCUACAAAAAAUGCAGGACUUAAAAAUUAUCUUAAAAAAAAGCAGUUAGAAAAAGAUAUAAAAAAGCAAUAUAUUAAUUUACAAGAAAACUCUAAUCUUGUAGACAUUGGUGAUAAUGUUAAUCAUCCUUUUGAUUUGAUUGAUUGGGAAAAAGAUAUUAUUUAUGAUACAGAUAAAGAUUUUAGUAAUCAUUAUAAAGAUUCAUUAGUACAUUCUCCUCUUGUUACAGAGUUUGUUGAGGCAAUUUUUGAUGACGAAUGGGAAAAUAACAUAAUUUUUGAUGAAGACGUUCAGCUGAAACAUAAAUACUAUCCUACCAUGUAUCUAGAAGAUCCUAAUCUUAUUUUUGAUAAAACUGAUUAUAAAAAAAGUUUAAAAUCUAAAAAGAGACAAAAAGAAUAUUUUUCGGGAGACAAGCCUAUUAAAAGUAAAUUUAAUAUUUCCAAUGAUAAAUAUUAUAGCCAAGAAACAAGGUCUAAAAGUAGUUUAGGUUCUUUUGGUGUACAACACAGUCUACCGGCUUUGAAAUUGGAUCCUAGAUUUUAUAAAACGAAUCAUUCUAGAGAAGAGUUAAGAAAUUUUCAUAGGCCUAAACUAGUGCUUCCUCAAGGGCUUAUUAAAUUCUUUGAUGUUGUAGAAUGUGAAACUCUUUCAUCAAAUAUUAUAAAAAAAAUAAGUGAACUUACACUAAAAGACAACUCUGAUUUUGUACUUUUUGAGUACUCGGAAGAAUUUCCUCCAUUUGUUGUAAAUUGUGGAAUGGUGAGUCUAAUUAAUACUUACUAUAGAAAAACGUCUUUAAGGGACGACUAUGAGACAGAUGCACCAAAUCUGGUUAUUUUGGAUCCCGAAGAUCCUUCGCCAUUUUUUAGCUUCGGAGAUGUAAAACAAGGCACAACGUUACAAUCUUUAACAAAUAAUCUCUUCACCGCUCCUAUUUUUAGUCAUCAAAAUGAUGAUUUUUUGUGUAUUUUAGAAACAGUAGACGGUAUUUCGAAAAUUUAUCCUAGGCCAAUUUCUAGUAUAUUUUGUGUUGGUCAAGAAUUUCCUGUUGACGAAAUUUACGCACCGCAUUCUAGAAAACUCAAUAUUUUUUGUAAAAAUCGUCUUAAAGUAGCUGCUUAUAGAUUAUUUACAUGUAAAGAUAAAGGAUUUAGAGAAUUUAAAAUGUCACAAUUAGAUCAACUAUUUCCAUAUUUUAGUGAAGGCAGUAAACGGAAAUGGCUUAAAGAGUACGCAGAUUGUGUUAAAAAAGGUAAAGAAAACAUAUGGAUAUUAAAACCUACAUCAUCUGUUCUAACAGAAGAAGAUUUACGAAAAUUAAUUACACCUGAAAACAUUUGUCAAUAUGAAAGUAUGCUUGCCUCUGAAAGAAGGCUUGAAGACUCUGGUUAUAAAUGUGUUGUAGAUAGUCAAGAUGAGGAAGAUGAUAGUCUUUUUAUUAUUCCUUGGCAAUUAACUAAAAAUUUUAUAAAUGCUGCGAACGGUAAGGGACUACUUGAACUGGUUGGUCCUGCUGAUCCUACGGGCAUUGGUGAAGGAUUUAGUUUUAGAAAAAUAAAAUUAAUUAAAGGUAAUGAAAAUGAAAAUAGGAAGAUUAUUAGCGAGCAUCAAGCAAAAUAUAAAUCUGAGAUAAAUAAAAUAUGGUCUAGUCAGUUAUCUUCAUUAAGUAGUUCAAAAGAAAUUCCUUGUGAGCCUUUUUAUCUUCAAGAAGACACACCUAAAUCAGAGCAAAAAAUAACAGAAAAAAAUGAAGAAGGUGGAUUGCUAGUAAUAAAACGAACUUUUGUAGAUGAAUUUGGAGAAAAAGUAGAAAUAGAGCGCAUUACAAAUCCUAAAGUUAUAAAAUUAUAUUUGAAAUCUAGAAAAACAAUACAAUAUGACGAGAAAAAAUCAUUCCUAAAAUGUGGAAAUUGUGGACAAACAGGUCAUAUGAAAACGAACAAAACAUGUCCUAAUUUUACACAAUCUAAAAAGCCGACAAAAAAGAAGAUUGAUUUUGAAAGAAGAAAGGCCAAGUCUAUAUUUCAUGACAUAAUGUUUAACAUUUUAAAUAAGUGUUUUAAUCUUCCAUAUUCUUUAGCAUUUCACAGACCAGUGUCAAUAAAAAGAUUUCCUAAUUAUCUUACUAUAGUAGAUAAUCCUAUUGACCUUACUACUAUUAAAACAAAAGUACGACAUAACAAAUAUACUCUUUUUAAAGAUUUUUUAGACGAUCUUGAACUUAUGAAAAAUAAUUGUGUAAAAUAUAACGGGUUAGAGCAUUCAUUAACAAAAGUCGCAGAAAAAAUGAUAGAAAUAGGAAACGAUGACUGGAAUGCAAAUAAAGAACGAAUUGAUGAAGCCGAAAAUAUUUUUAUAGAGUAUGAUUAUGAUGAAAAUGAACUUUAA
Molecule: messenger RNA, 2625 nt
Organism: Vairimorpha ceranae
Lineage: Eukaryota; Fungi; Microsporidia; Nosematidae
Product: transcription initiation factor tfiid subunit taf1
Exons: 1
Coding region: 1-2625 (874 amino acids)
Biological process (GO): RNA polymerase II preinitiation complex assembly; transcription by RNA polymerase II
Cellular component (GO): transcription factor TFIID complex
Molecular function (GO): TBP-class protein binding; RNA polymerase II general transcription initiation factor activity; RNA polymerase II general transcription initiation factor binding
Source: RefSeq, a predicted model, not a curated record